Orcinus orca (killer whale) is the source of this 11087-nucleotide messenger RNA. RefSeq names its product homer scaffold protein 1 (gene HOMER1). Bases 2076 to 2948 code for a protein of 290 amino acids. Gene Ontology annotation, cellular component: dendrite; postsynaptic density; cytoplasm. The record is from RefSeq and is a predicted model, not a curated record. Lineage: Eukaryota; Metazoa; Chordata; Mammalia; Artiodactyla; Delphinidae. Gene Ontology annotation, molecular function: G protein-coupled glutamate receptor binding. The transcript has 10 exons. Gene Ontology annotation, biological process: regulation of store-operated calcium entry; G protein-coupled glutamate receptor signaling pathway.
CCUCCUGCGGGGAGGAUGGAGACUCAGCGAGAGCACCCGGUGUGGGGCGCGGAGGAGGCUGUGGCGGCAGGGAGCGGGGCCAGGAGCCAGCAGAGGAGCAGAGCGCACGGCACGCGCGCCGCCGACCACUAGGGGAGGGGGGAAAGGAAGGACGGACCGCCGGACCUGCCGCCCGGCCUAGCUCCCCACGAGGGCCGGCUCGGCCCGUGACCAGCAGCGUCCCCGCCGCCCUCGCAGCUGCCGCCUCCUCCCGCUACCCUCAGGGCCCCACCGGGCUCUCGGGACGGGUCAGCACCCCAGUCCCUGGUGCCCGGCCGCGUCUCCGCGGCCGCGGCCGCCUCCUCCCGCGAGCAGGGGGAGGGACCGCACUGCUCCCGAUUCUCCCCGCCCCCUCCCCCGCCCCUCGCAGCCAGCUCCGCUGCCGCGCUCGCCUCUUGCGGGCGGCGCUGACCUGGGAAGCGGCGCCCUCCGCUCUGUGAGCGGCCGGUGGAGGCGGAGGCAGCGGCGGGCUUCGGGCCGCCCGGCCAGCGCUGCUCCGCCGAGCAGGAGCUGGAGGCCGGCGAAGGCGGGCGGUGAUGGAAGUGUGAGAAGGAGGCGGCGGGGCCCGAGAACUGUGAGGCGGCGUGUGGCGGCGGCGUGUGGCGGCGGCGUGUGGCGGCGGCGCGGAGCGGGAGAGGCGAGGAGCAGGGGUGGGGGCGCUGGAGCAGCGGCUGUUCUGCGGCUUCGAGCCCCUUUCCCCUGGUCCCGACGCGGGAUUAGCCGCCCGCCUCGGCUCGGGCGGGCUCCCGUCGACCCUUCAGCCCCGUCCUUCGCCGCUGCUCGGCCCGUCCGGGAGCUGGGGGCAGGGUGCCGGGGGGCAGCGUGGGGCUUGGCUUUCUAAUUCAUUCAUUCUCCGCCGCCGGAGCCUCGAACUUGCGGUGCUCCGAAGAGCGGAGGGAAGAGCGGCAGCAGCGAAUGAAGGGCCGGGCGCGAGCCGGGCUCCAUUGUGCUCGGCGGCGGGGGGCGGGUAGGGGCUGAGGGAGGUGGGAUCCGGCCCCCUCCCCCUGCUCCCCGGCGUGCGCUGCGCCCCCAGCCUGCUGCCAGCCUGGAAAUGGCUCCGUGUGUUCUCCUCGGGAGAAUGAAUCGAUCCUGCCCAGCCUUCUCUUCCUCCUCCCCGCCUCCUCUCUGCUCCCAGUCUUAGGAGGGGGGAAAAAAAUUAAAAGACAGAUUCCAAUGUGGAGUGCCAUGCACGUCGCGAGCCGCUGGGUUUGCACUUGGAAGAGAUUUUUCUACAUAGCUUUUUCUAAUGUGAGCGCAGGGAAGCAGUGGCAUUACUGCGCUUAGGAUUUUUAUUUUCUCGUAGGGAUCUCUCAAGUGCUCGUCGCAUUGGGUUGCACGCUCCACCCCCAGGGACCUGGUGUGGUGGAGAAAUUUGAACCCGCAGCCUUAGUAGCACCGAAAAGGCCGAGUUACCUGGGCUCUCCCUGAGUGUGGAGGAGGACAGGAGAGAAAUGACCACUGAACUCAUUUUUUAUAGGACUCCGUGAAGCUGGAUUCUGCAUUUCCCGAUUCAUAGACUCAUUUUGUGGAAUAGAGUUGACCGCCGUCUCCUCCGCGCAGCAUUUUAACUCUAAUAAGCAAAUGCCACCUCUGUUUGAACAUUUUGGUAUUUCCCAGAGAGAAAUCAUUUUACCUAAGGGAACUAACUGAAUUUUCAGCAUCACUGAAAUACCUCCACAAAAGGAUCUCGGGGGGUGGAAAAGCAUCUGCGAAAUAACGGACGGAGAAAUUCCUUUGGAGUUGUUCCGUAGCAUAAGAGCAGAAACUUCCGAGCAAGUUUUCACUGGGCAAAAUGGGAUGCAGAAAUAACCUUGUAAGUCGGUACCUGUGUUGUUUUUAAGUGAAGCAGGGAACAACCCAUCUUCAGCACUCGAGCUCAUGUCUUCCAGAUUGACCCAAACACAAAGAAGAACUGGGUACCCACCAGCAAGCACGCAGUUACUGUGUCUUAUUUCUAUGACAGCACAAGAAACGUGUAUAGGAUAAUCAGUUUAGAUGGCUCAAAGGCAAUAAUUAACAGCACCAUCACCCCAAACAUGACAUUUACUAAAACAUCUCAGAAGUUUGGCCAGUGGGCUGAUAGCAGGGCAAACACUGUUUAUGGACUGGGGUUCUCCUCUGAGCAUCAUCUUUCGAAAUUUGCAGAAAAGUUUCAGGAAUUUAAAGAAGCUGCUCGACUAGCCAAGGAGAAAUCUCAAGAAAAGAUGGAACUUACCAGUACACCUUCACAGGAAUCAGCAGGAGGGGAUCUUCAGUCUCCUUUAACACCAGAAAGUAUCAAUGGGACAGAUGAUGAAAGAACACCUGAUGUGACCCAGAACUCAGAGCCAAGGCCUGAACCGACUCAGAAUGCAUUGCCAUUUUCACAUAGUUCAGCAAUCAGCAAACAUUGGGAGGCUGAACUGGCUACCCUCAAAGGAAAUAAUGCCAAACUCACUGCAGCCCUGUUGGAGUCCACUGCCAAUGUGAAACAAUGGAAACAGCAACUUGCUGCAUAUCAAGAGGAAGCAGAACGUCUGCACAAACGGGUUACUGAGCUUGAAUGUGUUAGUAGUCAAGCAAAUGCGGUGCAUACCCAUAAGACAGAAUUAAAUCAGACAAUACAAGAAUUGGAAGAGACGCUGAAAGUGAAGGAAGAGGAAAUAGAAAGAUUAAAACAAGAAAUUGAUAAUGCCAGAGAACUACAAGAACAGAGGGACUCUUUGACUCAGAAACUACAGGAAGUAGAAAUUCGGAACAAAGACCUGGAGGGACAACUGUCUGACUUGGAGCAACGUCUGGAGAAAAGUCAGAAUGAACAAGAAGCUUUUCGCAAUAACCUGAAGACACUGUUAGAAAUUCUUGAUGGAAAAAUCUUUGAACUAACAGAAUUACGAGAUAACUUGGCCAAGCUACUAGAACGCAGCUAAGGAAAGUUAAAUUUCAGUGCCAAUUGAUUAAAAAAUAUACUGUCUCUCUUCAUAGGACUGUUUGGGCUCUGCAUCAAGAUUGCACAAAAAAUUUGAAUAUCCCUUGUCCAGGAGGAGGAUCUUUUGAAAAUUGGAAUUGUAUAUUUCAGUGUAAAUUUUAGAGUUCAGCUUGUAGCUAGUUGGGGAAAAAGAGAUGAAAAACUUGAACUACAGAUUACCUCCAUGUAUAUUAUUGGCCAUAGUUAACUAGAAAGUUAUAAACAGACACUUAAUGCAAUCUUUUUUUCUGAUAUUAGCCAAUGGGAGAAUUAACAAAUGUCUGGGUCACAUCCCCUUUUUGUGUUCAACACAGUGAAGGUUAUCUGCUUUUUGAAUUAAUUUAUUUAUGAUAUCUAAAGCUGUGUUUUGUGCAAAAACUUCGUGAUGAAAGCCCUGUCUUUUGUUGUAAUCGGAAUAAUUUCUCAGGAUAUUUUUGCACUGCUGGCAGCAGUGCCAUUACCAAUUAAUUCUUGCCAGGAGUGAGAGUGAGCUGCAUCUUUAAUUGAAACAUACUUACUAUAACUGGGUGUAUAGAGUUCUUCCCUUUUUUUAUACUGGAAGAUAUUUCACUCUGGUGACCACUCUGGUACACUCUGGUGUUCUCUAAUCUUGUCUGCUGUAUAGUUUACUUUUCCAUAUUGAUUCCAUGUAUUUAUGAGAAGAUAUUGUCUCCCAUUUUAUUACACAUUUUAAAGCCAACUAAUGAAGGCAGCUGAGUCCCUCCAAAAUUUUUCUUUUUAAAUUUCUAAUAAAUUUGACACACAGUACUGAAAUACAGCAGCCCGUCACUGGCGGUCUGGUCUAGCAAUGUUAAGUAUAUUUACAGAAUAUGCAGUUACAUUUAUUUAUAUAUUUUGCAAGAAAUCUUUUCUGAAUGAUUAAUGCAUUUCAAUUUACAAAUAAUAAUGGUUGUUGGGAAACUGUUUAUUAUAGAUCAUUUUAAGGUGUAUAGCUAUUUUAAAGGCGAUCCAUUUCCAUCGAGCAGCCAAUCAGAGGACUAUUGGGAUUGGAGCCGUGUACUCUGUCUGGGUCUUCACAUCAACCACGUCUCUAGUCAAUCCUCACAAGGCAAUAUUCUAAACUGUUAACUAGGCAUUUCAAAACAGGAAUUCAAUUCAGCGGGCUCUUCUCAGUGAACAGGAUUUAAUGUUGUUUUGAGGUAAUUUUAAAGGACUUUCAGCAAACAUGCAUUUCUUUAUAUAUUUCUUUUAAGAAACUGUUUUAAAAGUAAGUCAAGUGCUGUCUAGUCUGCUUAUGGAGUAGGAACUGCAUCAGAGUCCAUAUAUUCUUGCUGUCCAAUGCUUGUGACGUUGAGGAGGGUUCUUAUUUAAAGUGUAUGCUUGAGUAUCUGACUCCAUGGAGUUUACAAAUGCACUGACUUUUUGUUUGUACCCCAAAACAGUUGAAUUGUUAAGUACAGAAUUAAGCUGGUUAAUCAAUUUGUAACCAUUUUUUCACUCACAAACAGCUAAUCAACACUAGACAAUUUUGUUUUAUAUAUAUGUAUGUGUAUGUAUGUAAAUACAUACAUAUUAAUUUAUAUUAGAGUGAAAAAUAAAUGGUUUGUUUCUAAAGUUAGUUUCUAAAGUGAGUUUUCAGGUGUCUCUGAAAAGUUUAUAUCAGACACUUAAUCAUCUUGUAUUAUAUGUGCUAUGAUAUGUAAGUUACCUCCAUCUAUUUUAGGGUAUUUGCCUCACCUGUUUAUAAUAGGGAGGAUAAUUUAGGUACACAAGCUCAGAGCUAUUUCUCUGAUAAAUCAGGUAAUAAAAUUUAUUUGAUUGAUGGAAUUUUGAAGUAGAUGUGAUUUUAUCCAUCAGUUUCUGAGUAACAGAGCACCAGAUUUUAAUUAAAAUAGGGGAUUUAGCACUAGGGAUCAGGAAAUUUGGUUAUGAAGAGUUAAAAAUUCAAAAAAAAAUAGGACAAGCUGUUGAAAUGGUAAGUGAAUUAUUUUAAUGAUGUAAUAAGAUAUUUUUAAAUUUUGACAUAGUUGUCAUUUAAUGGGAAAAUAACUCACCAAAAUGUCUCCACUUGAAUUGUAUUGAUAUAUGAGACAUCUGUAAUUCAAUAUAUACAUAUACUCAUAUGUAUAUACAGAAAAUUAUUUUUACUAUUUUCCUAUGGACAUGAAAUCUAAAAUUGGAAAUUUUGUGAGUUUUUUCCUUUCCAAUAGAGUCUAAUUUUUUCUUUUUUUAGUGAUUCAACAAUUUCUUGAGGGCUGCACCUUUAAAUUCCCAGCUUGUCAUUAGACGUGUACAGUAUAUGGGAUAAGGUGGACACAAGUGCACAUAUAAAUAAAAUUUUCUUAUUAAGACUAUUUUAAACAUUCAUUUACAGUAGGAGAGUAUCUAGAAAUCAUCAUCUACAAGUCAUAAUUAGUUUGUGUGCCUACUGUAGUUUUCUUCAUUUCUGUAUUAUAUAAAUAAAAGUUUGCAUAUUAAAAUUUGAUUUUUCCCAGAGACAAGUAUUAUAUAAUGUAUAUUUAGAUCAAACUGUGGUAAUAUAUUUAUCAGAAAAUAAUGUUGGGGACUAUAGCCUGAACAUGUGGACUUGAAGUGACACAGAAAAGGAGAGCAGAGAUUGAUCCCAUUGUGUGUAAGUUAUUAUAACUAUGAAUUCUUGUACAAAAAAACAAUUGAAAAAAAGAAAAACAAAAAUACAGUUUUUAUUUUGAAAUACAUUUGUUGUUCUCUGGAGAAUGUAUCUUUUUUUCCUUCAGUCUUUUACAGAUACUUUUUAAAAAGCAUUUAAGUGAUGGCAGCAUUUACUUAAAUCUUACAGGUGCUACUGGAUUUUGCAUUAGUGUGUUAUGUUGUGAAAUCCUAACUUUGACAUAAAAGGUUUUAUAAGUAUUUCCCUGCCUGGAAAAUUAGUUUUUGUUUCUCCUCUCUCUCUCUCUCUCUCUUUCUUUCUGUCUUUUUUUUCCUCCCCCUUUCUUUCUGCAGAUUAAAAAAAGUUCAUGAAGUUGCAUCCCUCCUGUCCCUAAUAGAAGAACUCCAGCACCACCAUAGAUUUAAAGUUUUGCUGUCAUUGAACUGUUGGGAAGCAGUUAGAGGAAAAACUUACACCUUUUUUUCAAGUGGAACUAAAAGAGAUACUCAGUUAAACCACCACCACCUUUUAAAACUCAUUUCUUUGCCUUGUUAAAAUUAAAUGUAUUCUUUCACAUGUGUGCUCCGGCCUCCCAUGUUUUUACUUAACUCUGGAGUAUGCAGCUCAGCUGCUGUCUCCUCGCAGACCUGAUUUUCUGUCAGCUCUGGAAUGCGAGGCAGGCCAUAUGGGAAAAUGUGUUUGGUGGCAGUGGUUUCUUGUUUUCUAAAGAAAUCCUUUUGUUUAUUUGAUAUCAAAUGAUUUUAACAUCCUGAUAUUCAGUGCUUGAAGCCAUGAAAUAGUCUUCAUUGAACUUUUUUCUUCUGGGUAUUUAACAUUGUUCCUUUAUCAUUCAUGAAGUCAAUUAAUUUAUAUAAAUCUUAAAGAGGAAAACUUUCAGGUAAGAAGUAGUUGAGAAAGACACAUUUUUAAAAAAUUUCUCAAGUAGGAUACUAUGCUAUAGUAAGUAUUUGUUGAGAAGAUAAUUUUCAUGUGAGAAAAUAUUGUAAAAGUUUCUAGAAAAGGAUCAUUUUAGAAUGGAAACAGAUGUAUCAUUCACCUUACUCUAAAUUGUGAAAGUGUAUUUUUAACUAAUAUUCAUGUUAAAUUGGACCUUAAAUUUUUAUGGCAGUUUUUCUCUAUGGGAAACCAAUAUAUAGGUGUCACACAAAUAAGCAUAGUUAAUGAAUUAAAAGAAAUGAAUGUUUUUCUCUUUUUGUUUAUAUAUUGAUAUUACCUAGUAAAGUAGCUACAAGUUGCUAACAAUUUUAUCCAAGGAAAAACUCAGUCAGCACUACACUGCCAAGUGAUUUCUGCUUAGUAUAUUAGAUAAAAAAGAAUUGAGUUAUUUUUACCAAAAACAGGUGACCCAGGGAGAGAAAUUGCAUCUAGAAUAGGGGAAAGGCCAUAAGCUCCCAACAGAUUUCUAGUCAAUUCGUUGAUCUCUUUAAGUACGCUUUUUAUCUUUUAGAUUAAAGGACACAUUCCAAAGGCUACCAGAAGUGUAUGUGGGUAAGGAGAGGAUAUUUUUUUGUGAAAACAAAGCCAGCAAAAAGAGUAGGAGCGUGAUGACUUCAGUUUUUAUCUAAGACACAUCAGGGUAGCCAGAGUCACAGGAAGUUCUAUUUCCUACCUUGCUGCUGCUUUUAACUAAACAAGUUGGGACUGCCCUAGUGAAUUUCAAAGGCUUUCAGAAGAUCCUGUCAUUAUUAUCUGUCAGGAUUUAUAACCUAAUAUAAGAUACCUAGCAUUCAGACCUCACCAUUCCAUGGGAUUCUGACCUACUUUUGUCAAUUAUUUUCACGUCAGAUCUGCCCAGGGACAGAAAUGUUGCUCUGUUUUCUCCUAAUAAAACCAAAUUAAGAUGACAAUGGGUGCCCGCCAAAAUUAAGCCCAUUUCUGUAAUAUAGAAAAAUUUCUUUUGUGGGUAUUUUUUCUAACUAUGUUCAUGAUUUUAUCUUGUUAUCUGUGUUUUAUAACUAUGUUACUAUAUAUGCAUAUAUAUAUAUAUAUAGUAAGUCAUAUCUAUAUGACUUGUGUAUAUGACUUAUUUGAUUGUUAUACCUUAAGUGGAAUGACUGUUUCAGAAAACAGGGCUAGAAAGCAGACGUACUUGAAGUAAAUGCUUUCUCAACAACUUCAGUAUAAAAUGGAAUAGAAAUGGGUGUUUGUUGAAUAUCUGCUAUGUGACAGGCACUGUACUAACUGUUUGACAUUUCAUUUCUACGUAUAGGGUCCCUGCCAGGGGUUUUCCUUUGGAGGGGGGAUGAGGGAAAAAGGCUCAAAUGAUUGCACCUGGUAUGUUCCCACAGCAGUCAGUCUGGUCAUCCAGUCCACUGUCAGAAGGUGGACAUCUUAUUCAUGUUGCUGGUACCGUUUUUCCCUUGAGCUUGCCUGUCUAGAAUAUCUCUGUUAGGACACUUCUUAACUAUAUAUUUUAUAUUUGCUCUUCUUGAACUUCUUCCUUCAGGCUCCUUUGGUGUUUACAAUGCUUGUCAUCAUUCAGUUGCAAGUCAUACUUUGUUUGCAGGUGUUAUGUUUAUGCAAUAUGUUUUACUCUCCAGUUUUUUUAAACUUACAGGGUUCAGAUAAUCCAAGGAAAGUACGUUUCAUAUGCAGAAUUUCAGUCUAUAAAAUUUAAGUAGCAAACUGUUUAUAAAGGCCUUGGGAAGACAAUUUAUCUCUUAAGUUCCCUAAUGAAAUAAGUUGUAAACCUGUAAAACUCAUCCUCCAACACUAAAAUAGUUCAGCAGGAUGUGGGUUUUGCAGUCAGUCCUAGGUAACUUUGUGGUCAAUUCUGUUUCCACAGAAGUUAAGGCCUCUGUGACUGAUCAGGCCAUUAGAUCAUUUACAGAAGUGACUCAUGGCCCUAGGUUCUUUAGAUGGGUGGUAGCCCUCAAUUAAAUGGAAUCAUAUAAUAUUUGUCUUUUUGUAUUUGGCGUAUUUCACUUAGCAUAAUGUUUUCAAGGUUUAUCCAUGUUGUGGCUUAUGUCAGAAUUUCAUUCUCUUUCGAUGUUGAAUAUUCCAUUGUAUGGAUAUACCACAUUUUGUUUAUCCAUUUAUCUAUUGAUGGACAUUUGGGUCAUUUCCACCUUUUGGCUAUUGUGAAUAAUUCUGCAGUGAACAUUCAUAUACAAAGAUUUGAGUCCUACUUUCAUUUCUUUGAAUAUAUACCUAGGAGUGGAAUUGCUGGAUCAUAUGGUAAUUCUAUGUUUAACUUUUUAAGGAAGGGUUGGGUUUGAAUUGAAUUAAUUAAAAAGACUCAUAGAGCAAGGUGCCUUCUCAUUGGGAAAUCACAGUUGUGGGGUUAGUAUUUUGUUAAUAGGUCUGUAAGUGAUCCAUUGGUCUCUUAAGUCAUGCCUUCUAUUCUCUUACCUAAAAUAUUUGUUGAGCACCUGGUAUAUCCCAAGAAUUGAGACACAAGAGAGAAGCUCAUACUUCAGUGCAGGACACAGACAGUUUACAGUGCAUAAGUACUCUGAUCAAGAGGACUAGCAUGAGGCAGCCCAGAGGGAAGAAGAGUCAAGAAAUCUUUUCCAGAAGAGAUGAUACCUAGCUGAGUUUGGGUGGGGGAGUAAGAGCUAGCUAGUUGAAGGGGUGUGAGAGAAUUGUAGAGAAUGUGUCGUGUGCAAAGGCUUAGAGGGAUGAAAGCAUUGAGACAUUUAGAAGGUUAGAAUGGGUUAGUACACUGACACACAGGGUGUUAGGGAAAAGUAUAUGGCAAAAGAUGGUGAUGGAGGAGUAGGCGAAGGGUAGAUCAGGAAAGACUUUGUAAGUCAUAUAAAAGAUUUGGGUUUUAUUCUGAAGAAAAUCUAGAGAUAUUGAAGGAUUUUUUUUUUUUUGUAAAGAAGUGAUAUAGUGUUAAAAUAUAUGGUUUAAAAGUCUAGUUAGUUCUGCAAAUCAUAGUAGUCCCUGUUGAGAGGCUGCUUUAUGGUGGUUGUGCUGGGAUGGAAAAGGUGAAAUGGAUUCAGAGAGUAUUGGGGAGGUAGAAUGAGUGGGGCUUCUUUGGUGGAAUCAGUAGAUGGCAAAGAAAAGAGAAGAAUGUAGGAUGAUUCCUAGAUCUCUUGAGUUGGACAGCCAGGUGUUACCAUCGCAUUUACUCAGACAGUGAAUUCAACAUGGGGAAAGGGUUAGUUCUGGUGGCGGCAAGACAAAGCAAGAUGAAUGAUGGGUUAGAUCUGUUUUGAGUUUAAGAUGCCUAUGGAAUAUCCAAGUAGAAAUGUAGUUCUAGUUGGAGCUUAGGAGAAAAACAUGAGCUGGAGAUAGAUAUUUGGGAAUUGUCAGCAUAUGUAUUGAUAAUUGUAAUUGAGAGCAUGAGAAAUGGGGAGAUUACAAGAUGAAAAUGUCACUUUGAGCCAGGUACAAGACAAGAGCUUGUGAAAGAGACAGAAGGAAUGACCGAGAGCAGUGAGUAGACAGAGUGAGGGACUCGUGGAAGCGCAGAAUAGAGUAGCCAGAUUUCACACGCGAAUAAAUAAAUCAACAAAUCAACUCAUGUCUUGAGGCCAUGAUAUUCCAGCUGUGUUCUGUUGAGACUCUUCAUUAAUAUUUGAUAAAUAUAUUUGAACAUAAAAAAUUAAAAGCCAACAAACUCAGAUAUGCAGUUUAUAACAUUUUAAAAUACUGCAAUCCAGCAAACAUCAGUACCAGGUUAACUCUUUUUGUGCAGAUGCCAGACUAAAGCCAUCUCUGAUAAACUUCAUGAAGAGCGCCUUGGUGUUUCAAGGUGAGCUGUUAAAGAACUGCUCCCAUUUCUUAAUGUGAAUCAGGACUUUCUCAAUACCGUGCAACUGAAACAAAAUACAGAAAUAGGGUCUACGUAAGAUAAUGUCUGUCUUCUGUAAACCCAGUCUCAAAUGCUGUUUAUGAAAAUAACUUCACUUUUCUUAUUGACUUAUUAAAUUAAAUGUUACAUACCAUUCUUUCUGUUAAUAUAUUGGUUUUCCAGGUGGCUGUCAUUUCUAAAAGGUUAACGGGGGGAGGGUCACUGUUUCCUAGUAGAACUUGGCUUAUUAUCUUUCUGUGGCUCAGCUGCCUCCCCUCAAAGUCAAGUUCUAGAGGCUUAAGUGUAUUACAUGUACCUUUUUAAAUGUGUUAUUUUGAUACUAAAUUCACCACUAGGAGCAGAUGGCGUUUGUGUUUGCAUUGCUAUAGAAAGUUUUGAGAGUUAACAUUUCUGUUAUCUUAAAUGAUCCUUACUCUUUUUUUCAUACUGAUUCAUAAACAGAUAACUGUAUACAAAUUAUCUCUGGUAGAAAUUAUCUCAAACAAGGACAACAACCACAAAAUACUCUCUGUAUUUGGUUUUAGAAUGCUGUAUGGUAUAUUUGAUUUUUAUUUCUAGUUUAAGUUAAAAUUAGCUUGAAUUCCUUGAGUAGACACGGCUUGCACUACUUGGGCAACAAAUUAGAGCAUGUUAGACUUCCAGGAAGAAAAGAGGAGCUACUGGUUUUCAAAUUUGGCUCCAACUAAUCCAUAAAACUUGCAAAUCACUUGUGAAUUGUCAAAUAAACU